Stylophora pistillata is the source of this 2538-nucleotide messenger RNA. RefSeq names its product transmembrane protein 214-B. Gene Ontology annotation, cellular component: endoplasmic reticulum; Golgi apparatus. The record is from RefSeq and is a predicted model, not a curated record. NCBI's taxonomy places the organism in Eukaryota, Metazoa, Cnidaria, Anthozoa, Scleractinia, Pocilloporidae.
CUAAAUUCAAGAUGGCGUCCAACGAGAAGUGGGAGGUAGUUGGCAAAGGGGGUAAGAAAAGGGCUCCUAGUGAAGGCAAGAAGAACAAAGUCAAGGCGUCAGAUAUGCCCAAAGCAGAUAUAGUCAAUCCCUUAGCAGAAUCCAAAACAAUCUACCAAGCAUUAAAAGGUUCUAAAGCACAUGCUUCAGACAUAAAUAAUGGACAUGUGAAACACACAUCAGAUGCCCAUGAAGAGCUGCCAGCAGUUUUAGCAGAAAGAGUACCUGAACAAGCUCCUGAAAUUAAGAAACUAAGUGGUGGCAUUAUUGGUGGAAAGAGGAAAGCAGUAUCAACUAAACCUCAGAAGACUGAUGAAGAAUUACUUCAAGAGGCAUUGUCAAAGGUGGAUGUUGAUGAGCUGACAGCAAUGCUAACAAACUUGGAAUCAUCCUUUCCCAACAAUCGAUCUAUUUGGUUGACUGACAUUGGUGCACAUCUUCAGUUUAAGCUGAAAGGUGUUCCUCAGAAGGACCCAAUAUUUGAAGGCAAACCAACAGACUAUCCCAUGUGCUUAAUGCCUUCUUCACUCAAGACAUUUUUCCUUAACCUCAUGAAGAAAUGUUCAGAGCCAACACUGAAACUUGUGUAUCAGCGGUCAGUUGAAAACAUGGUGCAAGACCUCAGUAAAGGUUGUUCUGUCUAUGGUGACCAAAUUUUGCUGCAGUUUAUUGUACACCGUCGUCCACAGAUUACUUUGGAAAACUUAAAAGAGGUACAAGACUUGCUCACAAAACGGAAGACUCGCACUCGUGAGGCUUUAACAUUGAUGUGGUGUGCUGGACAGUUACCAGAAAAUGACUUAGCUCAGGGUUUAACAGUGUGGAUGGAAGUCAUGCUACCGCACUUAGAAUUGAAACAUCUUACAAAAUAUUCUGUUUCUUACCUUGAAAAUCUCCUCAGUACAUGCAAACCUGUUGGUAACCAUGGGGCCCUUGUUGAACCAAAGGAAUUUUUCAUGGUAAUGGAUGUGGCAUUUUCUCCUGCCUCUCCUUUGGCUGGUAACACAAGCUUGCAGCGAAAGCUGUUGUCUCUCUACCCCAAAAUAAAGAGGCUCUCUCUAGGCUCAGAAACAAGACCAGUCAGCAGACUGUAUUUUGGCACUUUGUUAAGCCGUCUAAACAGCGAGCUUCCUUUAGAAUAUCAAACAGAGGUUCUGAGCUGUGUAUUGAUGUGCCUAAAAAAAGAUGAGGAGUGCUUUACGAAAUGGAAAAGCAGCUACCUAGCGACCUUACAGCAAUCAGGACUGCUUCUAAAUCAUUUUGUGAACACUUGGAAUUCCCAAAGUACGGGUCUUCAAAACAAGCUGUUCACCACUGUGGACGUUUUCCAAGCUAGAAAUCAACCCCUUCUGGAAAAUAACAAAACCAAGCCCGGUCUGGACAGCUGUGUGGAAGCUUGUGAGGCCAUAAUGGAGAAAAAGAUCAAGAAAAAGUCGUUCUUUUCGUGCGGAAAACUCUUCAAACUUGUUUUGUUGUUGUUAUUGGCUGUGAUUUCAAUUGACGUUUACAAACACAAAAGUUACCAAGCGAGCAAAACGGCCCAGAUAGCAAGGGAUUAUGGUUUAGAACAGGCUGCUGUUUCAGGAUACGGACAUGCAAAAAAGGGAUUUGAUGUGGCAAACAGUUGGGUUCAAACGAACUAUCCUACAUAUUACAGCAAGUUUAGAGAACACGCAGAUCCAGCUGCUGCAUUUGUUUGGGAAAAACUGACAAUUAUCGGAGCAUUUAUAGCCCAAAAAACCAAGCCAGCCAGAGAUUAUCUUAACGUUAAAAUCCCACAGAUUUUAGAAAAGAUUGAAACAGAAGGUCCAGUCUACCUUGGUAUAGUUCGCGAUUAUCUUAAGCACUUCUGGGACACUUGGUGGCCUGUGGUUCACAAAUAUCUGGUAACAGUCUGGGAUUUCUUAUCAGAACACGUCCCAGUCCUACUCGCCAAGGCGCAGGAGCUUAUAACUAACUUAGCGUACAAGAUUUACGAACUCGCCCCAGACUUCUUUUCCUCUGUCGCGUCUUGGUUCGCAAAACUUGGCGAAAAGAUAGUGCAGAAGUUACCAGAUGUGUUAGCUGUCAUCCAGGAGUACGUUGUUAUAGCGAUCAAUCUAGUUGUCAAUCUUAUACAAAGUGUUGUGGAAUGGGUUCAAAAUACUGCUGGAAGCGCUGAGGUUGAAGACACAGUAUAUCAGAAGUCAUCCCCCACUGGGUCUCCAAAACACGUACCGCAGUGAACCGAUUCAUUACCAAAAAUUAACGCGUGUAGAACGAGGCAACUUGGAAAACGCAAACUGAAGAGACUGACCAGAAAGCUCAUACAAGGCAGACAGCACUGCGCUUGCGUAAAAACUGAGCAGAACAUCUCUAUAUUGCUACUGAACUUUGUACAAGGACAUUUUGUCUUACUAAUCAAAGAAUUUUGUUCAAUACAAUUUGUCUCACAUGAUAACGGUAUCUUUAUAGGACAAAGACUUUGAAAUAAAUCACACGCACAGUAUUGUUACUAAA